Molecule: messenger RNA, 562 nt
Organism: Callorhinchus milii (elephant shark)
Lineage: Eukaryota; Metazoa; Chordata; Chondrichthyes; Chimaeriformes; Callorhinchidae
Product: roundabout homolog 2-like
Exons: 3
Coding region: 47-562 (171 amino acids)
Biological process (GO): homophilic cell-cell adhesion; synapse organization
Cellular component (GO): axon; plasma membrane; neuronal cell body
Molecular function (GO): axon guidance receptor activity
Source: RefSeq, a predicted model, not a curated record
GUGGGGGGGAAAAACUGAGUGCUCCCUAUGCCGGGGGAAUGAGAGGAUGGAGUUACAGACUGCGCUCCUGCUCUGGGGAAUUCUGUCCCAAGUUGACGGCUCCCGUCUACGUCAGGAGGACUUCGCCCCGCGUAUCGCCGAGCACCCGUCUGACCUGAUAGUGUCUAAGGGGGAGCCGGCCACCCUGAACUGUAAGGCUGAGGGCCGGCCCAGCCCCACGGUGGAGUGGUACAAGGACGGGGAGCGCGUGGAGACGGACAAGGACGACGCUCGCUCUCACCGAAUGCUGCUGCCCAGCGGCUCCCUCUUCUUCCUGCGCAUCGUCCACGGCCGCCGCAGCAAGCCUGACGAGGGCGUGUACGUGUGUGUGGCUCGUAACUACCUGGGGGAGGCCGUCAGCCACAACGCCUCGCUGGAGGUGGCAACUCGCUCUCACGUCCCGUCGCCCGUGGCCUACCCAGGUGUUGGCGCCUGGGACAGGGGUCAGGAGAGGUUUAUAGAAAGGCUAACUAAAAGAAACGGGAGUCAGCCGGCCAUGAAAUUGCUGCCAGCAAUCGCCUAA